AUGCACUACGGCAGUGGGGCCAAGAAAGAGCGCCAGAAGAUCGCCAGGGAAAAGGUCACCCGCAUCGAGCUAGAGAACAUCCCCAUCAAAGUCCAGCUCGUGACCCAACAGAAAGCCCUCGGCACCAUCAUCACGGCGGGAGGGGUCAUGGGCCCCGAGAUCUGCCUCAGGGUCAACAGAACACACGGCGCUGCAAGACCUCUGGAGAAGCAGCUUCUCCGCCGCAAAAAGCUAUCGAUGAAGGCCAAGAUAAAGUAUGUCCACGCCCUCUCGACCUCGUCUCUAAUCUACAACCACCACGUAUGGAACCGCCUGACCAAGAAGGACCGCAACCACAUCGCGACCAGGUACAUGGGACCAUACCGAGUGGCGGCAUCCAUGCCCAAUACGAACACGCCCGACAAGCACGUCACCAACAGCGAGGCGAUUGCGAAGACGGGCAUCCCCGACUUCGACAAACACCAGACGGACCAGCACGACAGCGACAUCAUCAACUGGGCCCGACAAAGACCCAAGCACUGCACUACCGCGGUCAAGUCGGCCACAAAGUUCCACUUGCACUACACGCGAGACAAGGACCAGCUAGUCAGGUUCCAGAAGGUCAUCCGAAUGCCCAUGGCCCCAUCGAGCACCGUCGACAUAGAGCACUCCGACCACGACUCCAAGACCAAGUACGUAUGCUACAUCUGCGGCCGCACGGCAACCAAGCAGGGAAUGGCAGUGCAUAUGGGACGGGACCACCCCGACAGCGGGAAUCCUCGACGAUGGGCCACAGGUGCAGCGUGCAGGUGCUGCCAGCCGGAGCUCCACACCUUCCCGAGGCUCCUGAAGCACCUCGCGGUGGCCCACUGCUGCCGAAAGUCAUGGCACGCAUGGCAUGCCAUGACGAUGGAACCUCUUACUGAGCAACAAAUCGCCGACAGCCACGACGCCAUCGCCACGACCACGGCAGCAAACAAGAAGUGCGGCCGACAAGCGACCUUCAGCGAGAUACCUGCCUACAAGAUCGACAUCAUGCCGCUCCCACUCAUCGAGAC
This is a messenger RNA of Prorocentrum cordatum, 1037 nucleotides long. NCBI's taxonomy places the organism in Eukaryota, Dinophyceae, Prorocentrales, Prorocentraceae. The record is from the annotation of a GenBank genome assembly.